Molecule: messenger RNA, 1973 nt
Organism: Coccinella septempunctata (seven-spotted ladybird)
Lineage: Eukaryota; Metazoa; Arthropoda; Insecta; Coleoptera; Coccinellidae
Product: protein ALP1-like
Exons: 3
Coding region: 1-1317 (438 amino acids)
Source: RefSeq, a predicted model, not a curated record
AUGGUUGUCUCUGUUUUUAUGAUUAUGAGACAUAUGUUCAAUAUGUUGUACACAGAUGAUGAGAAUGCUAUUCCUGCAGCAGCAGCAAUUCUCAUAUUGACUGCAGCUAGCAUCGAAGUAAAUCAAACCCAAAAGCGUCGAAAAAAGCGUCGUUGGAGAGUGAGGCCUUUGUUUCGUCAGAGGCAAAUUGGGGAACAUUUCACUAAUUUAUUCGGCAAUAUGAAAACCAUGGACCCUGAGCAAUUUUUCUCAUACUUAAGAAUGGACAGAAUUUGUUUUUAUAAACUGUUGCAGUUGGUAGGACACAGAUUAAUUAAGCGUGCUACCAGAAAGACUUUGAGCCCUGAGCAACGUUUAGUAAUCACAUUAUAUUUCUUGGCCCAUGGGUGUAGCAUGCAAUCUGUGUCCUGGUCGUUCCUUGUUGGCAAGGCCACAGUGUCUGUAGUGGUGAGAGAAACAUGUCAAGCUAUUUGGGAUGUUCUCAGUCCAAUAUAUUUGAAACGCCCGACUAUGCAAGAUUGGAAGACUAUUGGAAAUGAAUUCGAGGAGAAGUGUAAUCUACCACACUGUUGUGGUGCUAUAGAUGGGAAACAUAUUGUGAUGCAGGCACCAAAAAAUUCUGGAUCUAAAUUUUUUAAUUAUAAAAAAACAUUCAGUAUUGUUCUGAUGGCUGUGUGUGAUGCAUCCUAUAGAUUCACCUUGGUGGAUAUUGGAUCUUUUGGGUCCCAGAGUGAUGGGGGUGUAUUCCGGGAAUCGGCUUUCGGAAAAGCUCUUGAUUCGGGUAGUUUGAAACUACCCCCUGAAAAAAGUCUGCCUGGGUCUGAUGUAAAUUUUCCCUCUUUUUUUGUUGGAGAUGAAGCUUUCCCUUUGAAGCCAUAUCUUCUUCGUCCCUAUCCAGGUAGAAAUUUGGAGGAAUCCAAGAAUGUGUACAACUAUCGUCUAUCAAGGGCACGCAGAACAAUAGAGAAUGCCUUUGGUAUUCUGGCUUCUCGUUGGAGAAUCUUUCGGAAUAAUAUAAUUGCAGACGUCACAACAGCCGAGGUAAUCACUGCAGCUACCAUUGCUUUACACAACUUCAUGAGAACAGAAGUAUUGGGAUCCAAGGGUCAAAUGCCAAAUUAUAUUGGUACUGUAGAUGAUGCUACAAGAAUUGAAUCCAAUCUUUCAAGGUUAGGACGCUUGGGUCCAAACAAUUCCGAUAGGAACUCUAUUGAAGCAAGAGAUAUUAUGAAAAACUACCUAAACAAUGAAGGAGCGGUACCUUGGCAGCUUACUUAUGUUAGGCGUAAGUCACAACCAAAUACAGGAUCGUCAUAGUCCACACGUCGUUUGACAUGUGGCUGUUCAGUAUCACCAUCAUCGCGAAUCAUUGUACCUGAAUAGAUAAAUGUGUCACGUUUUCACAAUUGGCAACAGUAUCAGGAAUCAUAAUUUCAGACUUUUGAUAGUUUAUCCUCAAACGGUAUUGUUCACCAACAUCUGCUAGUCGCUUUAAGAGUUCCUUCAUGGCUUGUAUCAUUGAUGUGAUAUUUCAGGAGUUGAGAAACUCAAUAGACGUGCCUUUAUAACAUGUGACCAUAAUUUUUGGUGACACGAGUAACAAAAGCUAACAUGCAUCGCAAACAGUUGCAGAAAAACUAUAAAAUAUAUAUGAAAGUUAUGUAGUAGUAUUAUGUUCUCAUGUGUGUUACAAAAUUGUUUUUUUAUAAAUCAUUCCUUAUGUACACUAAAACUAUUUACUUGUUUUAUUUAUUAGAAAAGCUAUUUAUUGAAUCGUUUUUGUGCUCAUCAAGAAACUUGUUUCAUACAUCAGAAAUAUUUUUUUUCUAUUUAACGUAUUAUUUACUUGUUUUGUUUUAUAUCAUGUUCAGACACUAUGUUUAAUAAAUAAAAAAAAUUUAAUGUUUUAAAUAAACAUUUUUCUAUUCUUCUUGCAAAUCACCCAUUACCCAAAUCUUAACUUAGGGUGAAAA